AUGGGUCGUGAUGAGUACAAGCAGACCCUGGAAUGGAUUGACUUUUCGGAAAGAAAUGCAGCAAAAUCGCGUGUUCGCGCACAUGUGGUCAGCGAACGACGUCGUCGUUUAUCCUGGGAAGAGGGAAGGAUGAUGAGGGCCUUGAGAGAGAGGUCAAGAACCGGAAAGCCACCUGUUCAUGGUGACUUGCCUCAUUCGAAACCUGCAGCCUUACAGCCCCUUCCUGCUCAGUUAUCCAUGUCGCACCAGGAAUGGCUUUCGUCUGGGUUUCUAGGUGUCUUGAUCAAGUACGAUGUGACUGGACAAGGUCUCGAGGCAUAUGCCACCUACCUACCAGAUAUUGUCCGUCUAGUAGGCACCAACAGUGCUCUCGAUGAUGCCGUGGCAGUCUUCAGCACGUGUUACGCAGGAAGACCAGAUUCAAUAGAAACGAUACGUGCUUAUGGAAGAGCUUUACGUAGCCUUCGGGAAUGCCUUUCAAUACCUCAGCAGGCUUCGUCAACAGACACACUGUGCGCGGCGAUGCUGCUCGGUUUAUACGGAUCUCUCUUUCCUCGCAGCAGAUUAGGAGUUUUGAGCCACCACGAAGGAGUAUCGAAAAUCAUCGAGUACAGAGGACCAGGGCGACAUAGGACUGGGUUUGAGCAGCAACUGGUAAUUUCCCACUGGGCGGCGAAUAUUAUGUCUUCCUUAUUCCGAGGUCAAGGGUGCUAUCUGGAAAGUGAAAAAUGGAGGGAGAUAUUUUGUCCUACCUCUAUCCGACACAUCAAUCAAUUCGACCUGUUCUUAUGCCAGAUUUUCGAAGGCAUGACAACUCUACCGGGAACAUUGCGUGAUUUUCGUGCUCUGAAGAGAGCGAAUGGUCAUUCUAAAUUGCCAGGUCAUCUAAAAUCACGACUUGACAGCUACCAUGUCAUUUUGAACCGGAUUGGAUGCGUAGUCGAGGACCUACUUUCUCAAGGGAUCACUGCGACCACCGUCCCAUCCGUCAGAUUCCCUAGCAUAGUCGAUGAGAGUUUCAGCUUUCGAGAUCGAUCCACUGCUAUGCUUUACGUCUUACACUGGACUUUUUCGCUUGUGGUACAGGGUUUGAUAUACACAUGCAGCCCAUAUCCAACGACACCGCAAACGAGUGCUCAGAUAUAUGUUCGACGGAUAUACAUGUCCUAUGACUACGCGCGUUCUUUUCCUCCAUACUUUUCGUCGUACAUGUUGCUUCCGCUUGUCGCAGCUGUCGCCUUUGAUGAGAAUGACUCGAAGGCAUGGGUGAUGACGGCUAUUAAUGAUCUCUACAGUGAGAACUUUCAAGCAUCUUCCGAUGACUUUCCACUCAAUGCACAUCUGCUGGACAGUUUAAUUAGCUGCUUGAGAGUGUGA
Messenger RNA from Paecilomyces variotii, 1377 nucleotides. RefSeq lists its product as hypothetical. The coding region runs from base 1 to 1377 and encodes 458 amino acids. The transcript is spliced from 2 exons. The record is from RefSeq and is a predicted model, not a curated record. NCBI's taxonomy places the organism in Eukaryota, Fungi, Ascomycota, Eurotiomycetes, Eurotiales, Thermoascaceae.